Messenger RNA from Necator americanus (New World hookworm), 1401 nucleotides. RefSeq lists its product as uncharacterized. Lineage: Eukaryota; Metazoa; Nematoda; Chromadorea; Rhabditida; Ancylostomatidae. The transcript is spliced from 7 exons. Bases 1 to 1401 code for a protein of 466 amino acids. The record is from RefSeq and is a predicted model, not a curated record.
AUGCUAGCCGUAAACCCACCAGCGAAGGAAGAUACUUGGGCAUUUCAAAAAAUAGGAACAAAGUUCCCUCCAAAUCCUGUUAAGGUUUUGGGACAACAAAAUAUGUAUGUCGCUCUGUGGUACAAGCACGGAAGGCCAAUACACGGAAGAUCUUGGAAUAAUGGUGGCGUCGUCGAGUGUUCGUUUCCUUACAAGAAGGCUGAACUUAGGACGGCCCAACAACUGGAGGGAAACAUUCAGGUGUUGCAGUAUGUGGGCGACCACAAUACUCAAGGAUUCUGGUACGAAUGGAUCAAGUAUAAAGAUCGAUUUGAAAAGACUGAAGACCGUCAAAUGUUAAAAUGUGGAGACUCCUUCCCGAUCUUUUGGAAAGAUCGCAAGCAGGGACCACUUCUCGGAUAUGCGGAUAACACGACGGAAGUCGCUCUAUUCUCCUGCGAUGGAACUGUUUAUGAAAAGAAAGGACCAGAGCUCAACGAUAUGUAUAUAAUCGUAAGAAACGUAAAAGGAGGUCCACCAUUCUGUGAAUGCGAUCACUGCCCGAAACCAGCACCUCCUGCCCCUCCUCCAGGACAACCAGGAACAUGCUCUUGUUCAGGACAUCCUUCAGGAAAAUGUUCGGGAAAACAUGAAGGACCUUGUACAGAAGCUUGUCGUGGACAUGGUUCAGGAACUUGUCCAGUACAUGGUGGCGCUUCAGGACAACCAGUACCAUGCUCUUGUCCAGGACAUGCUCCAGGAACUUGUCCACUACAUGGUGGCGCUUCAAGACAACCAGUACCAUGCUCUUGUCCAGGAUAUGCUCCAGGAACUUGUCCACUACAUGGUGGCGCUUCAGCACCUCUUCCUCCAAAAGUCAUGAUCGACGAAUGGAUAGAUAUACGUGUUGGAGAUCCUUGGCCAGAUAAAAAACUGGUCAAGGCGCUUGACAAAACUCUGGAUAACACAAUUCCCGGAGAAAACCCGGACCAAUACGUUGCACUGUGGUACCAAGCCGGUGAACCAGUUAUGGGACGUGUAUGGAACGAAGGUGGCAAAGUAGCAGCGAACUUCUGCUGGAACAAGAAUGAAUAUAAGGGAGAUGUUGGUUCUAUCCAGCUGCUUGUGCAUCUUUCUGAGUUCGCACGUGGCUUUGACUACAGCUGGAUUCCGUUCAAACAAGCUGUGGUGUUCGAUAAAGACAGAGAGUGGAUUCCAGUGCACGUUAACAAUGACAAAGGCGACAUCUCAUCUGGUGUUAUCACGUUUGACGGGAAACAAAUUCUCGGAAAAGUAGACGUCAAAAAUGAACGAUCAUCAGCAGGAUUCGGCGGCAAAGAAAACAUGCUCGUCGGGCCUGCUUGUGCCAAUAACACUGUGGUUUUGUGCCGAAAAGCAAGACAAGGUUAUAAAUUUGACUAG